Molecule: messenger RNA, 709 nt
Organism: Prorocentrum cordatum
Lineage: Eukaryota; Dinophyceae; Prorocentrales; Prorocentraceae
Source: the annotation of a GenBank genome assembly
GAGGAUCGCGCAGCCCGCGGCGCUGACGGCGUUGCGAUGCGUUGCGGAGCAGGUCGCGGCCACGGCGGCGCCGCUGCCUCCGCCCGCUCGCAGCCCAGAGGAGCAGGCGGUGCUCGACCUGAUAAAGGACGCGGCGCUGGCGCCCGGAGACAAGUGCCUGUAUGCGCCUGGCAUCGCGCUGGUGAGCCGCAGCGGGGAGUUCAUGGUGCUGGUCGAUUGUUCUGAUACCGCAGCUGCCGCCAUGCCAGAGCUGGACGCCAGGAUCCUUGAUCUCUCUCGCGACAAGGAGCACGCGGUGGAAGCAUACCUGUCGGCCCACCAGCGGCGACCUGCAGGGGCCUCAGACCACGAGACGGCCAUGGAGGGGCUUGAGUACAUGCUCACGUAUGACCAGCUCAAUGCGCCAGAGUUAGUCCCCCCUGAGCUCUUCUUGAGGCGGGCGCAGCUGGCCGAGUUCAGGCAUCCGCGCCUUCUGCUGCGGCCCGACUACUACGGAGACGACCUUGCGAACGACGAGUUCCUCUCUCUCGGCCCCGGUGACCCGGCGGCGGCAGUCGUUUUGGCCGCCGACCCGCUGCGCUCGUCGGCGAAUGCACCUGCUGCCAACGCGAGGGCAAAGGCGAAGCCGAUUGGAAGGGCAACAAGGCCGCGGCGGGCCCUGCUGCCGCGCCUGAAGCACGACUGCCACGUGGGCCGGCUUGCCCGACCG